Suncus etruscus (white-toothed pygmy shrew) is the source of this 1998-nucleotide messenger RNA. RefSeq names its product fidgetin like 1 (gene FIGNL1). The coding region runs from base 1 to 1998 and encodes 665 amino acids. Gene Ontology annotation, molecular function: ATP binding; microtubule severing ATPase activity; ATP hydrolysis activity. NCBI's taxonomy places the organism in Eukaryota, Metazoa, Chordata, Mammalia, Eulipotyphla, Soricidae. The transcript has a single exon. The record is from RefSeq and is a predicted model, not a curated record.
AUGCAGACCUCCAAUUCUAGAUCUGUGCACCUCAGUGAAUGGCAGAAAAACUACUUUAUAGUCACAUCUGACACGUGCACACCUGGACAGAAGGCGGAUGCAUACCGAUCACAGAUACUACAGAUUCAGUAUGCGUGGGCAGACUCUCAGAUCUCCCAGGCCUGCGCGUCCACGCUUUUCAAGAAAUACGCAGAGAAGUACUCCACUAUUAUUGAUUCUGACAAUGUCAAAACUGGUUUGAAUAACUAUGCAGAAAACGUUUUAUCUCUGGCCAGAUCUCAGCAAACUGAUAGUGAAAAGUGGCAGUCUGGAUUGUCGAUCAAUAAUGUCUUCAAAAUGAAGACUGUGCAGGAAAUGAUGCAGGCUGGCAGAAAAUGUGAAGGGGAUUUGCUGGCAUCUUCUGACCCCUCAGCAGUGAUCCAUAAAGAGACUGCUCAAUUAGAUCUUAAGUUUAAUGUUUGUGGUAGUACAGGGGAGAAUAGUCCAAUAUGUAACUCAGUUCAGUAUACAAAUAAGAUCCAAGGUCUCCCAGGUCCUCAGAAUGCCCAGCUACCUACUCUGACGGACACCAUUAAGACAUGUUCUCUAGUUCCAAAUGAACCACCUACUGCCAAAUUCCAUGCCACACCACUCUUUGGAAAUGCUAGAAAGGAAAAUAAGAGCUCUUCAAAAGCCAGCGUAGGCCUUGGUAUGUUCUUACCUAGCCAGUCUUGUCUUCCUUUGGAUUGUGAAGAUUCACAGAAAAGAAAAGGUUUCUAUGGCUCCGGCAUCAUUGAUACACGCUCUACCCCGAUGCCUAAUGCUCCCAGUAAAACAGUAGAUAACAACCCAAGGGAGGAGAGCAGCCUGCCCACUUUUAAAACUGCCAAAGAACAGUUAUGGGUAGAUGAGCAGAAAAAAUACCACCAACCCCAGCGUGCAGCAGGGUCUUCAUAUGGUGGGAUAAAGAAAUCUCUAGGAGCAAGUCGAUCCCGAGGAAUAUUUGGAAAGUUUGUGCCUCCAAUACCUAAGCAAGAUGGGGGAGAGCAGAAUGGAGAAAUGCAGCGUAAGUCUUACGGCACCGGAUCUGCAGAAUCAGCACCCCCCAUUGAUGGGCGUCUGAAGAACAUGGAACCAAGGAUGGUCGACCUUAUUAUGAGUGAGAUUGUGGAUCACGGCCCUCCGGUAAAUUGGGAAGACAUAGCAGGGGUGGAAUUUGCCAAAGCCACUAUAAAGGAGAUAGUCGUGUGGCCUAUGUUGAGGCCGGAUAUUUUCACUGGUUUGCGAGGACCCCCCAAAGGGAUCCUGCUCUUUGGUCCCCCCGGGACUGGCAAGACUCUCAUUGGCAAGUGCAUUGCUAGUCAGUCUGGUGCAACGUUCUUCAGCAUCUCUGCAUCAUCCUUGACUUCGAAAUGGGUAGGCGAGGGGGAGAAGAUGGUCCGGGCAUUGUUUGCCGUUGCCAGGUGCCAGCAACCAUCUGUGAUCUUUAUUGAUGAAAUCGAUUCCUUGUUGUCUCAACGAGGAGAUGGUGAACACGAAUCUUCUAGAAGGAUUAAAACCGAAUUUUUAGUUCAGUUAGAUGGAGCCACCACAUCUUCUGAAGAUCGUAUUUUAGUAGUCGGAGCAACUAAUCGGCCACAAGAAAUCGAUGAGGCUGCCCGGAGAAGGUUGGUGAAAAGACUUUAUAUUCCCCUUCCAGAAGCUUCAGCCCGGAAGCAGAUAGUGAUUAAUCUGAUGUCUAAGGAGCCGUGCUGUCUCAGGGAAGAGGAGAUUGAGCUGGUCGUGCAGCAGUCUGAAGGGUUCUCGGGGGCUGACAUGACGCAGCUGUGCCGAGAGGCCUCCCUUGGUCCCAUUCGAAGCUUGCAGAUUGCCGACAUUGCCACGGUCACACCAGAUCAAGUCCGGCCAAUAGCUUAUAUUGAUUUUGAAAAUGCUUUUAGAACUGUGCGGCCAUCUGUGUCCUCAAAAGAUUUAGAGCUUUUUGAAAAUUGGAACAAAACUUAUGGCUGUGGGAAGUAA